UCUGGAGCCUGGAUUAACCUCAAGGUUGCAGAACGGUGUCAAUUAACUCAUGCCCAAAGCAACUAAAUAAAUACAGCAAAUGAAAAUGGCAAAGCCCAUUAGCCCACUCUGUGAUGCUAUUUAUUGCCAUGCAAUAGCUCUCCAACAAAAAAAAUAAAAAAUAAAAAUCGAAUCAUUGUUCAUCUCCAUCUCUCGUCUCCAUUGGCAGCUUAGAUAUCAUGACAAAUCUUUUUGUUCGUGUUUUGGUAAUAGCAGGGGCUCUCUUAGUGGGUCUAUCCGUAUCAGCUGUCGCCGUGUUCGUCAGCAUCGACUGCGGCUCCUCUGAAUCUUUUGUYGACGAGAACAACAUCAGGUGGGUUGGAGAUGAUACGUACAUUAAAACCGGCGAAAGUCUUACCGUCGAAAACCCGGAUUCGGUGAGUAUGCGUGAGUACAGAACUCUAAGGGUUUUCACGGGCAAGAAGAAUUGUUACUCCAUAGACGUGCCGAAGGGGGAGCGUGUCCUUAUUCGUGCAAAAUUUCACUACGGAAAUUAUGACGGAAGGUCGUCUCCACCAAUUUUUGAUCUUCAGUUCGACGGCAACAAAUGGGAUACCGUGGAAAUUGAGGCUGAUGAACGGGUUUACUACGAAAGAAUGUACGUGACAAAGCUUGAUCAAGUGAGCAUCUGUGUCGCCAUGACAAAACCUGGUCAAUUACCCUUUAUUUCUGCCAUUGAAGUAAGGAGCUUGGACUUCGGCAUGUAUGGAUACCUCGAUCCAAACGACUCCUAUUAUUCAGAUUGGACAAACUAUGGGGAUUCUACUCAUAUAAGGUUUCCAGAUGAUCCAUUUGAUCGAUAUUGGGAAGGAGUAGGAGAAAGCUUAUUACCAAUUUCGGUUGGGAGUGAAACACGAAUCCUGGACACAGGCCUGCUAGAAAAGCCUCCCCAGUCUGUGUUACGAACGGCAGCGGCUCCCCGAAAGUCGUCUCAGAUAGUACUAUUAAACUAUACCUAUUCAACCGAGCUCUACAUCAAUACAUACUUCACUGAAUUGCCUCAGCUCAACUCUUCUCAGAAGCGAUCGUUUACCGUCUACAUGAACAAUGAGUCAAUCUCGAAUCCCAUAAUCCCACCUUAUCAAUCUGCUCUCAAGAUUCCCUUCAACAUUAGCUUUAAUUCAUCUAAUACAGUGCUCUCUUUGGUCCCCACCCGCGAUUCCACUCUUCCACCAAUAAUCAAUGCAAUGGAGAUCUUCAAAAAAGAUGCUGAAUUAAAUGACGGAACCUAUUACACAGACGUAAAGGCGCUAGCAUUGUUACAGAGUGCCUGUUAUAAGCUCCAAGAAUGGAGUGGUGACCCCUGUCUUCCUGAAUCGUAUAAUUGGGAUUGGGUGGAAUGCAGCGACGACAAGACGCCUCGCAUAGUAGCACUGUAUCUUGGAAACCUUGGACUUCAAGGCUCUCUUCCAGAUUUUAGUGCCCUGGAUGCUCUUCAAGUAAUAGACUUGAGCAAUAACAAUUUAAGUGGAGAAAUUCCAGAUUUUUUCAGAAAAUUUUCACAUCUGAAACAGUUUGCUUCUGGUAAUCCAGGUUUGUGUGGAUUGGAGAUACCAUGUUCAAGYCCACAGGGCAACAAUGUUACAGACAGUGUACAGGAAAUGAAGAGUGGAGAAAUGCUUAUAAUAAUCCUUGGAAUUAUAAUUCCAAUCUUCUUUGUUUAUGAUUGA
Molecule: messenger RNA, 1709 nt
Organism: Nelumbo nucifera (sacred lotus)
Lineage: Eukaryota; Viridiplantae; Streptophyta; Magnoliopsida; Proteales; Nelumbonaceae
Source: RefSeq, a predicted model, not a curated record